This is a messenger RNA of Leptopilina heterotoma, 528 nucleotides long. RefSeq lists its product as uncharacterized. NCBI's taxonomy places the organism in Eukaryota, Metazoa, Arthropoda, Insecta, Hymenoptera, Figitidae. The coding region runs from base 1 to 528 and encodes 175 amino acids. The transcript is spliced from 2 exons. The record is from RefSeq and is a predicted model, not a curated record.
AUGGAUGUUUCUAAAAUAAAAGAGAAUUGGUUAGAUGGACUAAAAAGAAUAACCAAUUUAUUGGUAGAAGACGAAGAAUUUGAAAACUUAAAUUCAAAUGAGCAGGCGCUUAUACUCCUUGAAUCUUUGCCGAAACUGCUUCCAAGUAAGAAGCCGACCGACAAGACCAUCUUUAAGGUGUAUGAGCGUGGUACUGCAAUUGAAGAAACAAUUCCACCUGCAGAUUGCGAGCCUUAUCUUAUAGGAAUUGGGAACCCAGAAGAAACAGACAUUGUUCUAAUGUCAUAUUCUGAUGGAGAGCCAAUUUUUGUUGUAACUGCAUCAGAAGCCGUGCCACUUUUAUUAGCAAGCUUUUGGGUUUUCAACAUUACAUUUCCGCAUGAUAUACAAAGGCAAUUCUCCUUAUUAUCAAUAAUAAUAUUUAGAGAAAAAUCAACAAAGCUACUAACAAAAGAAAUGUUAUCUUAUACAACAGUAAAAAAUUUACUUGAAAAAGCUGGACUUAGAAAGCCAAGUGAGACGAACUAA